UGCUCCCUGUUCCGCUUUUGCGAUGACUGAAGGCGUCCUGCUUUGCGCGUGUCGGGGCCAAAUCCAGAUUUUCAUUUUGCCCCAGGCUCGGAUGGCUAAGUAGGUCCAAACCGCACAAACAGGAAGGAGGGAAGGCAAGGAGUGCGGGCAGAGGGCGGGUCGUUCCCAGCAGCGCCCCAGUCCCUCCCCGCUCCGGUCUCCGACCCGCUGGGGCCGGGGCGGGGCGUGCGCGUCAGCUGGGGCUAGAAAAGGCGGCGGUCCGGCCCGGCGAGGUGACAGCCCAACUUGGACGCCAGGUCCGGCCGAAGCCGCCAUGAGCGCCGCGCUUUUCAGCCUGGACAGCCCGGUGCGCGGCACACCCUGGCCCACAGAGCCCGCGGCCUUCUACGAGCCAGGCAGGGUGGACAAGCCCGGCCGAGGGCCCGAGCCAGGGGAUCUGGGGGAUCUGGGCUCCACGACCCCUGCCAUGUACGACGACGAGAGCGCCAUCGACUUCAGCGCCUACAUUGACUCCAUGGCCGCCGUGCCCACCCUAGAGCUGUGCCACGACGAACUCUUCGCCGACCUCUUCAACAGCAACCACAAAGCGGCCGGCGCCGGCGGCCUGGAGCUGCUGCAGGGCGGCCCUACGCGACCCCCGGGUGUGGUCUCAGUCGCCAGGGGUCCGCUCAAGCGCGAACCCGACUGGGGCGACGGCGACGCGCCGGGCUCCCUGCUGCCCGCGCAAGUGGCGGUGUGUGCGCAGACAGUGGUGAGCUUGGCGGCCGCGGCUCAGCCCACACCACCCACUUCGCCCGAGCCUCCUCGAGGCAGCCCGGGGCCGAGCCUCGCGCCGGGCCCCGUCCGAGAAAAGGGCGCGGGCAAGAGGGGUCCGGACCGCGGCAGCCCGGAGUACCGGCAGCGGCGCGAGCGCAACAACAUCGCUGUGCGCAAGAGCCGCGACAAGGCCAAGCGCCGCAACCAGGAGAUGCAGCAGAAGCUGGUGGAGUUGUCGGCCGAGAACGAGAAGCUGCAUCAGCGCGUGGAGCAGCUCACCCGGGACCUGGCCAGCCUCCGGCAGUUCUUCAAAGAGCUGCCCAGCCCGCCUUUCCUGCCGCCCACCGGCACCGACUGCCGGUAACGCGCGGCGUGGGCCUUUGAGACUCUGAACGACCUAUACCUCAGACCCCGACAUCGGGGAGCAGACGCCGCCCGAAUCGCUAGUUUCUUUGGGACCUGCGAGCGACAGGAAGCUGCAGCUUGGGCACUGGACUGCGAGAGAAUCUUUACCCCUUAAAUUAUUUUUUUAUAAUGGUAGCAUUUUCUACGUCUUAUUACCAUUGCAGCUAAGGUACAUUUGUAGAAAAGACUUUUCCGACAGACUUUUGUAGAUAAGAGGAAGAGACUGCGCAUGCUUUUUAUAUUCAUUUUUACAGUAUUUGUAAGAAUAAAGAAGCAUUUAAAUCGC
This is a messenger RNA of Mus pahari (shrew mouse), 1447 nucleotides long. It is a transcript of the gene Cebpd, whose product is annotated as CCAAT enhancer binding protein delta. Lineage: Eukaryota; Metazoa; Chordata; Mammalia; Rodentia; Muridae. The transcript has a single exon. Gene Ontology annotation, molecular function: RNA polymerase II cis-regulatory region sequence-specific DNA binding; DNA-binding transcription factor activity, RNA polymerase II-specific. Gene Ontology annotation, biological process: DNA-templated transcription; regulation of cell differentiation; regulation of transcription by RNA polymerase II. The record is from RefSeq and is a predicted model, not a curated record. Bases 314 to 1120 code for a protein of 268 amino acids.